Molecule: messenger RNA, 5385 nt
Organism: Electrophorus electricus (electric eel)
Lineage: Eukaryota; Metazoa; Chordata; Actinopteri; Gymnotiformes; Gymnotidae
Gene: cnnm4a
Product: cyclin and CBS domain divalent metal cation transport mediator 4a
Biological process (GO): magnesium ion homeostasis; magnesium ion transport
Cellular component (GO): plasma membrane
Molecular function (GO): magnesium ion transmembrane transporter activity; sodium ion transmembrane transporter activity
Source: RefSeq, a predicted model, not a curated record
AGUGGGCGUUGCGUUCUGAUGAGGGCGGUGCAGGGAGCUAAGCGUGUGACGUCACUCACAGCUCAUAAACAUGGCGACAGACUGGCGCGGACAGGGAUGUGUUCUCACGUUAACCGUUUUUCUUUGGACAUCUUUCGGUGCUCGAACGGAAGCAGCGAGUGUCGUUGGAAUUCCGAUACUGGGCAUGAGGCUGGAGAAAAGCAGUAAAGCAGCCACUACCACAGAUGUGGGGAUGAUUGAGGUAACGGAGGGGAGUAGUGUCCAGCUCAGGUUUUACGGGCUACAGCUGACCUCGGACUCCUCGGCUCAGAUCAGGUUCACCGACCAUGCGAAUGAGGAUGACUCCUUGGACCGACAUGCAGUAAUAAACAGGACCUGUGUUGAUUUUACCAAAGACAUUAGCAUAAAUAGCCAUAUGAAUGUCAGCAGUCGCGGUACGUCUGGUGUGUUGAGUGUAAACGUUAAGACGCUCCGUAAGACUGAGCGGCAGAGGCAGUAUUGCUUAUGCGUUAAGAGUCCGGAAGGGAACUGGUACAUGUUGUCGGAUGACGAUUGCAUGUUAAGAGUUGUUGAGGAGAAAAUGUCAAUUUUGCCUCUGUGGCUUCAGAUCAUUCUGGUUUCUUGCCUCCUUGUUCUGUCAGGCAUAUUUAGUGGACUUAACCUAGGGCUAAUGGCACUAGACCCAAUGGAGCUUCGUAUUGUGCAAAGUUGCGGCACUGAUAAGGAGAAGAGGUAUGCUCGAAAGAUCGAGCCCAUUCGUAAUAAAGGGAACUACCUGCUUUGUUCCUUGCUGCUGGGGAAUGUGCUGGUAAAUACUACACUUACCAUCCUUCUGGACGAUUUGAUCGGCUCCGGUUUGGGUGCUGUGGUAGUAUCCACUGUUGGCAUAGUGAUCUUUGGUGAAAUCAUACCACAGGCACUCUGCUCUCGCCAUGGUUUGGCAGUUGGUGCAAAUACGAUCCUGUUAACCAAAUGCUUUAUGCUCCUCACAUUCCCGUUGUCUUUUCCGAUUAGCAAGCUGCUUGACUGUUUGCUGGGACAGGAAAUUGGCACUGUUUACAACAGGGAGAAGCUGGUGGAGAUGUUGAAGGUGACUGAACCGUACAAUGACUUGGUGAAGGAGGAACUGAACAUGAUCCAGGGGGCCUUGGAGCUGAGGACCAAGACAGUGGAGGAUGUGAUGACCCCCCUUAACAACUGCUUCAUGAUCAAGUCGGAUGCAGUGCUGGAUUUCAACACGAUGACGGAGAUCAUGGAGAGCGGCUACACGCGCAUCCCUGUCUAUGAAGACGAGCGCUCCAACAUCGUGGACAUUCUGUAUGUGAAGGAUUUGGCCUUUGUUGAUCCAGAUGACUGCACAACGCUUAAAACUGUCACCAAGUUUUACAACCAUCCUGUCCACUUUGUCUUCUACGACACCAAGCUGGACGCCAUGUUGGAGGAGUUCAAAAAAGGUAAAUCUCACCUGGCCAUAGUGCAGAGAGUGAAUAAUGAAGGUGAAGGAGACCCUUUCUAUGAGGUGCUGGGACUGGUCACACUGGAGGACGUCAUCGAGGAGAUCAUAAAGUCAGAGAUCCUGGACGAGUCAGACCUGUACACUGAUAACCGCCACAGGAAGAAGGUAGACCCUAAUAAGAAUAAGAGGGACUUCUCAGCCUUUAAACAAGAAAGUGAAUCCAAGGUUAAGAUCUCGCCACAGCUCCUCUUGGCUGCGCAUCGGUUCCUGGCCACUGAGGUAAGCCUCUUCGGUCCACUCCAGAUCUCCGACAAGGUCUUGUUACGGAUCCUUAAGCAUCCGGACGUCAUCCAGGAGAUCAAGUUCAACGAGAGCAAUAAGCACUCACAACAUCACUAUAUUUACCAGCGCAGCAAGCCGAUCGACUAUUUCAUCCUCAUCUUACAGGGCCGAGUGGAGGUGGAGGCGGGAAAUGAGAACAUGAAGUUCGAGACGGGCCCCUUUUCUUUCUACGGUAUUAUGGCAUUAACUACUCCGUCCUUGGCAGACCUCCACUCGCAGACCCACCAGAGCAGCCUGAACCGCUCAGCUUCCCUCAGCUGCACAGAGAGGGUGGACACCGUGUCCACCAACGGCAGCACCUUGCAGCUCACCAGCACCCCCCCCCCACAGUACAUCCCCGACUUCAACGUGCGCACCCUCACAGACCUGCAGUUUGUCAAGAUCAGUCGUGCUCAGUACCAAAAUGGUCUUUUGGCCUCCAAGUUGGAUAGUAGCCCUCAGUCUCCCAUAAGCAAUCACAUCCAUCUGGACCCCGUUCCUCUGCCGCCCAUGACCACUCCCACCUUCUCUGCAAGCCGGAGCUUGACCUCUAGGGAGGGCAUCUGCGAGACAACCUCGCUGCUCAACGACAGGAACAGCAAGGCCAACCAGCGCUCCAGCCAACCACUGUCCUACACAAACUCCAACUGCAACUCUAGCCCACACCUCAACUCCCACAGUCAACGAGUCAUGCCUCUACACCUCAACAUCCACACUAUCCCCCACACCUAUGCACACACAGAGAGCACAAUCUGACUAAGCCACUUCACAUAAGCUUCCAAACAAUGGACCAAAGACGAGCACGUCAUCACCGUCUCAAUGGACCAAAGACGAGCUUGUCAUCACCGUUCCAUCCUUCCUCUUCCCAGUUAGGCCCAGCUGAGUGGCACUUUGCUGGAGACUGGACUGAUGAAGCGUGUUUAUAAAAAUGACCAGUGUGAGGUUAGGAGGCUUUGACUACGUUCACUACAGGCUCAUGAGGGCCAUUGCUUAUUUUUGGCUACCAUCACUCUCAUGAGGAAUGCAAACACACACUACUGUCUCAGAUAUUUUGGAAGGAUGAUUCUGUAGCAAGAACCUAUGCCUUGGACUACUUGCUCUGGCAUUUUUAAUCAGUGAUUUAACAAUAUUUCACUAGUGUAUAUAAGCACUUUUUAAAAUCUCUUAGAAAGCAUAUCCAGCAUAGUUUGGGGUGGAAGGGGCAGGUUUGAGAUUUACAAACAUAUGUGAUGAGGAUCACAAACCAUAGGCUACUAUUGCCAAGAGCACUCACACCUGCUGUUUUACAGUUAAACUAACUGGGCCCUAUGUAGCACAAAUCAUAUUCUUUUCAAAGAGAAUUCCAUGUGCUUUUUAAAAUCUCAGUAUAUUUACUGCUUUUGCAGUGGAACGCUGUUCUAAUACACAACACAGUUAUUUGACUUAUUAGUUGGUACUCUACUGUAAAUGGUAUACAUGUUAAACUAAGGGGGAUUCUCUCUAACAGUUAUGCAAAUGGCUAAAAGACCAAUCACAAAAGGUGUGAAAUAAUGUAAACAGGUGGUACAGUUCACAUCUGUUUGGGUCUGUCAAAUUAGUUUUAAGCCACAAGCACAAAAGGUCUAACAGGUCUAACCACAGCGUGUAGACAUUAAGUACAGAAUAUAUGCUAUACAAAUACAUGAAAAAUUAUAUUUAUUUUUUCCUAAAUAAUUUGUGUAUGUAUGAUUGUAUUAGUUUUGUUUGGACUCAGUUGUGAUAUUUUGUUUAUUUGAGAGCCUGUGAUCUGUCCAGACUGUCCAGCACUAGGUACCAGCACUUCUUUAAAUGAAUGUUUGUGUUUCUCAGUUACAGACCUUUGUGUGGAAGUGUGAGAAUGGUUGGGAGUAAUGAAAUGGAAUACCAAGAAUCCAUUCCAGACCUUAAAAUGGACUGUAGCUUUACUGGUGCUGAGACAAGAUCCACUGUGAACAGAAACCAAACUGUACAUUGAGUGUACUGUACUUUUUCCCUCACACACCAAAGAAAAGCUCCUUAGGACAAUGGGGGAAAAAAAAAAAUUCUUGCUGAUCUAAAGACAAAAACAGUCACCAACUUGAUGUUGUAUGAAUGUUAAUGAUGGAGACCAUUCCACCACUUUAAUCACAUACUGUCAUACAACAGCAACGGGUAGUAAACAGGCCAUACGUAGGUCCCCAACGUAGGUCCCCAUCCCCAUGUACCAGCAUGAGGAAACCCUGUGGUAGCAUUGCUAGUUCUUCACAUUAGAUCUCACUUAAAAGUUUAAACGACGCUUUAAUUGCAUUACCUAAUGAUCAAAGGUUAACGUAAGGGGAAAAUAUUCUGAUCCUUGUCAGUCAGCAGUAUUCUCUCACAGUAGGUCACUAGUUUGACACAUGUGUAAAAGUUGUAAUGCUCUCAUAUAUGUAAUGGUCCCAUAGUUCAAUUCCUACCCUGCUGGCUAGUGAGAUGGCCAGAUUGAAAGAGGAGUUGGUCAGUUGCUUGCUUAACUUAACAAAUUUUAUGGUGAUCAAUAUGUUGUUUUUUUAUAUGUUGAACAUUGUAAAGUGGACACUUGUCCAGUGUUUAUAUAGCUUUUGAAUUAUUUAUAAAUGUGUUGUGGCCUUUUUUGAGAGGGCUGAAAAGAAAAGCAAUAGACUAGAAUUAGUUGUUACAGGGAUUUUGCAUAUUGGUUUUGCACAAACAGUGGAUUUUACCUCAGUUGACAUUGCAUGUAUGCAAUAAUGAAGUAUCCAUUGCAUUUUAAACCACAAUAUAUGGAAGAUAAAAACCAUAGUUUUCAUGACCAUGCAAUUUUUGACCAUAAUUAUUGUUUAACAUGUCCAGAGUUAUCAUGUCACAUUUCAUUGAUUAUUAUAAUGGCCAAAGCCUUUUUCCUUUUGAUCUGCCUGUAUCUCUUUCAUUGCAAUAAUCUUGCUUGCUGACUGGGUUUAAACUAUGGAGGGAGCUAAGAACUAAUUAAAUUCCUUGAAGUCCAGUCCAGUAAUCUGCCUUUAAUGUUCAUGGCCUUUUUUUGACAUUUUCACUCCCAGUCGAGUUAAAGCAUUUUUUUGUUUUUGUUUUUUACUUUUUUUUUUUUACAAUUCCAUGUUAGUGACAUUUUCACUCCUGGUUGAGUUACAAGAUUUUUUUUUCCUCUCCCAGUGAGGCUUCCUCAGUUUUGUGAUUUGUGAAGGUUAAAGGUCAAGAACAUGUGCUGUAGGCAGUGGGUUCAUUUUCCAUGGUGCAAGAUUUACUGUGAGUGUGGUCAUGCGUCUCAUGAAGCAUUUGAGGUCUUUGCCUUCCAAACCAGCAUAGAUCUUUUGACCACCAACCUACCCCAUUAUUUUUCAGAACGUGCUUGUCUUCUAUGUACUCUCUGUCUAUUUGCCAUAGCAAAAACUUGUUUUCCAUUGUUAUGAAAUUUUUUUUGUCUUUUGUGGGAAAAAUCCAUUAUAGUUGUGUAACUUCCAGGUUUUUUUUUUCCUCCCUACAUGUUCACUGUUGCCCAGGCAUGGAUUUUCAAGUGAUUCAUUAUUAAUACAUGACAUGGUGGGUCUGUCUUUAAUGGGAAAGAGAAUGUAAUGACCAAAUGUACUGUACCUCUUUGAUGGUUCUAAAAGCAAUGU